AUGGUGACAUUCUCCAACAGUUCACUCAUGUACUUGGAAGAUUUGAGUUUCCCCAGGAUUCAGGUAGUAGUGGUGACAGCGAGCCUGGCUUGCUCCCAGUGUCGCCAAAGAGUCUCCCGUCUCCUUUGCCGAAUGGCUUCAGGUUUGAUAGAGUACACGGUGGACGUAAGAGGGAAGCAAGUUAUUUUCAAGGGGGAAACAGAACCUCCCGGCGGGAAUGAGUAUCACAGAAAUAGCGACGGAAUAAAGGAAAAUCGUCGCUAUCCCCUAAAGUGGUUCUCGUUGGUUUCAUCAUUUCUCCUCUUCACUUGCUGCUUCUCCACCAGAAGGAAAGGCUAUGGUUGCUGA
Messenger RNA from Linum tenue, 348 nucleotides. The record is from the annotation of a GenBank genome assembly. NCBI's taxonomy places the organism in Eukaryota, Viridiplantae, Streptophyta, Magnoliopsida, Malpighiales, Linaceae.